UCCUUUCUUUUACUUGUUUUUUGCUUUUAUUUUAGUAUUAACCAACUAAACCUCUGUAGUGUACUUAUAAGUAGUGAAGGAAGGGUAAUGACUCGCAAACCUGUCAGGCGGUCUGUCAAUUUACUAUUACACACUGAUAGUAAGUACUGUGUACAGGCACUAGUCACCUUACUAAGCAUUUGGGAAGUCUGUUUGCUGUUACUUUAUUUAGAGCUUUAUUGUCCAGUGUUAGUACAGGAUGAAACCGGAGUACCUGGAGAAGACCUACAGUGUUAGGUAAGGCUACACUCGCACCUUAUAUUAAUGCAUCCACAAUAAUACAAACAUACCAAAAAUCACCAUUAAAAGUCACAAGUGCCAAGAAUUUUUUUUAUUCAAGUCAUUCGGACAAAUAUUACACGAAUAAAUAUCUGUCAGCCACGAUAACUCAACAACUGAGAAAUAUACAGAUUAUUAAUUUUUAUCAUGAACUAAAGAAGGCAACUGUGUGCUGAAAAUCAAUACGGUUUAAUAAUUUAUUACACACGAAAAAUUAUGAUGUUGUUUAGUUCAUUUUGUCUUAUAGUUUAUAUUUUUCUAAAUUUUCCAUAAAAGCGUCGUAUAAAACUUUUAAAUGUAAAAUUGUACUUUUAUGUUAUAUGUAAAGGUCAAACUUAAUUUCCUUAUAACUUUACACUUAUUUAUACUCACACAAAUACAGCCACAGAAACACACACACACAUGAAAUUGGUUUAAUAUUCACCACAACAUUAAUUAUCCACUAAUCAAACGUCACUUCAGUAUUCACAAAGUAUCCACGACCUCACACACAUCAAAUAUUAUCUUUCAUAUGUCAAGUGACAUUCAAGGUGUCAAGGGUCCUCUCUCACGCUCAUAACACAUGACUACCUCUCGGGAGAUAAGAGACGGCGAUCACCGGCCCUGAAAAAUGUCAAAUAAGAUGUAAAAAGAACGAGGGAUCAUCUGAAGAACAUCCACCACAGCUUAUUUCACCUAAAGAUUAACCACACUAACACUGUGCAUGUACAGCCACAAACAGAGGUCCAUUUAAAUUCUUUUCCUUAACUACAGCACUGUUUAUAGGUAGACAAACAAUUAGGAUACUUGUUCCAACAGUCCAGAGUCACAGGAGAGUAAACAAAGUACAGUACUGUACCUGUAUUGUUGCCGGGCUGUCCCCAAGAGGGUAUAUAAGGAGUGAGACGACCAGUACCUCGUCAGUCUCCUCCAGUCUCACUCUGUGUAAGGUAGGUGGAACCUCAUAUCCUCCAUACACACACACACACAAAACCUAACACACACACACACACACGGCUAAAUAAUUUAGAAGUUAUUGGAGAAUAUGAAUUAUUUUGUUUAUAUUUUUUAGAAUAUAUUAGCCAAGUUGUCAGUUGAGGUGUUGGUAGCAGCCUUGUUAUGUUACCUGGCUGGUGUAGAGGUAAGUCACCUGACCACCAAUAACUAGCUAGAUGGUUCCUUCAUUAAUAAGUCCUUGACAUAUUUAUAUUAGAAGAUAUUCAUUUAAUAUACGUAAGUCAAUCAUUCAUUCACUUUAUUAAUUUGUCCCACAAGUGAAUUUCUGUCCUUGUCCGUCUGUUUGUUUACCCUCGCCAAUAAUGAGUUGAAUCAUAUCUUAGACAAAUCAGCUUCAACAUUAACCAAUUGUUAUGGAUGACCUAUGUUUGGAGAGGUCAAGAUCUAAGGUCACACCGUUUACUAUAAGUGAAACAAAGAUCAUAUAAGAAUUGUAUUUAUUGCAUUAGAUUCCUUAACAACACCAUGAGGGUGGUGGGGUAUCCCAAUCCAUUGCCCAUAACAUGACUGGGGUGAGGUUGACCUUCUCAGAUUGCCUUGUUCUUUUUUGUUUUCCACAGGACCACCUCUGAGAACACCAGCAGUCGUCUACGUCACAGAGGGAGAUGAUUGGUGGGGAUGGGAGGAGUCUACAACCUUCCUCUGUGCUGUGUGUCUUACUGCUGGCUGGUGUUGUGUGUACGGCUUCGGGCUCUCUCUACCAACACCUACACCAGCACAGUUACCAACAGAGACACCGGGGAGGCUCAUCAGCAACUUGUACCUUAAACUCUCAACUGGUGGCAGCGACGAUAGUAGUAGCAACCACGUCUCACCCCACACAUCUCCACCUCGUCUUCCAGGACAUGCCGGAUUCAUGCCUGGUAGGGGCGCUGUGGGACGUUGGUGUGGGCGUAAAGCUGAUGGAGAUACGGGAGUGGAGGGAGAGCCUGUCUCAAUUAUCGUACUUGGCCUCCUCACAGCACCUCCUCGUGGGAAACUUGACCUGGCUCACCCACAUCAUGCGACAGGUACAUCCACUGUAUAGCUUUUCCAAGAUCAAUGCUCUGAAAACGCAUUGGCUCUGGGUGGCAACAGAUGUAAAGGAAACUCUGGUAUAUCCUCCAUCUUACACUUCUUCACCAUCGUCUGUUUUCUCGGAGGCAUUGCUGGAUGUCUCUGAUGCUCUUGUGGAGGGCGUGAGAGGCCUCCUGAUAGCUACGUCCUCCAGGAACCGAUUGAGUGGAGAUCCUUCAGUCAUUCUGCCGGAAGGUUUACAAACAGAAUUCCUAGAUACGUGGGUGAUGAUUGGCGGCGUGGAUGCUCCGGGUGACGGGUCAUGGCGAAUGAGGUUGACUGCCACCAUGACCAGCAGUGGUCUGAAGGUCUUUUCACCACUCUGGCCAGACCCGCCCACCAACUUCCACUUACGACCCUUCAGGAUUGCCUGCAUCAAGAAACCUAAAGUGUUCGAGUUCGAUGACGGGGAUAGCCUGGAGGACGCUGGAGGAUACAUAGUGGAGAUGAUGCACGUCCUCCGCCAACACUUCAACUUCUCUGGCCUCCUCGUGCCCACAGAGGGUUUUGGCCUUCUCAUGCCCAAUGGCUCCUGGAACGGCAUGGUCGGGGUGCUACAGCGUAGGGAGGCAGACAUGGCAGCCCUGGACUUCACACCGAGCUGGGCGAGGACGGCGGUGGUAGACUUCAGCCUUCCCAUUGGUGAGGACAUAGUCGUCAUCAUCUCCAGAGCUCCGUCAGUAAUCAUCAGGCCCUUCCUCCUCCUCCAGAUCUUCUCUCCUUUUGUGUGGGCGUGCAUCAUAGGCAUGGCAUUGAUGGUGGGCGUGGUGCUGGGUGUGGUGACCUGGGCGGAGGGUGCUCUCUCCUCCUCGGCUGCUCACGCCCGCCUCCAUGUUGGUAUUAUGGAACACACAACCAAUGUUCUUAAGAUACACAUUGCUCAAGGUCAUGUAUCUGCCACACUUAAUGUUUCUCAGUGUUGAUUCUUGUUGUCUUAUAUGUUAAGGUAAAUGUGUCAAGUGUUCAUCAUAAUGUUGUAUAUUAUGCUAGUGUAGACCAUAACAGUGUCCACCUACUACAUCAUAAGAGAGUAAUAUCAUGUGAAAAAAAACCAGACAAUUAUCACAUGGAGCAUUACAUAAGUAGUACAGGAUUGUCACACUUGUAAGAGGCUAACAUGUAGUGGAUGUUGGUAUAACAGGCAGUAGGUGGUGGCCGCGGGGAACUGGCGGGCGUGUGG
This is a messenger RNA of Homarus americanus (American lobster), 3550 nucleotides long. RefSeq lists its product as uncharacterized. Lineage: Eukaryota; Metazoa; Arthropoda; Malacostraca; Decapoda; Nephropidae. The record is from RefSeq and is a predicted model, not a curated record. The transcript is spliced from 9 exons. Gene Ontology annotation, molecular function: glutamate-gated receptor activity. Bases 1920 to 3293 code for a protein of 457 amino acids. Gene Ontology annotation, cellular component: membrane.